UUCUACCGUAAAGGACUGUUCUUAUUAUUGUGUUUCGACUACUUCAUGAUGUUUAUUUAUGAAUCCAACGGCUGCAGAUACUCUUCCAGUAACGAGAUCAGCAUAUGCAGUAACGGAAGUACAACAGGAACACAAUUAGGAAUACGAAACACUAACGUCCCAAACGAUCAGAUUGUUCAAUGUGUUUGUGAUCUUGAAGCACAGAGCCAAACAAACAUUACUGUGUAUUACGACGCACCUGGAUACAAUACCUGUGGAACAAAACUCAAAUUAGAGUACGUUUUAUUUUCAUGUCGUGGUGGUUCCGUGCAUUUUGCGUUUGCAACGAAUAGACUUCUUUUUGAGAAAACCUACUCAUACAACGAUGAAUGGUGCAUGUUCAUCACGACUGAAGGAACAGCAUUGAGCAUAACAUGUUAUGCUUUUGACCAAAAUCCAGCAGAAAUCUCAACUGCAUUGCCAUUAACGAGAUUUCAAUCCACAGCAUCAUAUUCACAAUCAUCGGCUUUUCCAGCAACCAAUUUACGGACGACGCCUACAUCAAGACAGACACCAAAACGACCAACAACAACAACAACAACAACAACAACAACAACAUCAUCAUCAACGACACAGGUUACAACACCGUUAACAACACCACCACCAACAACAAGCACUCUUCAACAGCAUCCCACACCAGCAAAAACAUCGACCAUCGAAGCAAAGGUUCCAGAUUCGAGUCUUGGAACUACUCCUGUUUUGGAAUUAAACAUCACCACAAAAAAAACAUUUUCCGCAACCGCCAUCGUAUUAAUUAGUAUUGGAUUUGGUCUCUUCGUGACGGUAACCGUUCCUGUUGUUAUCAUUCUCGCUCUCAAGUGCAUCAGGAGCAACAAACAGAACGUUGACCAUGCAGCCAAUGUUCAGAUGUCCAAUAUUGGAAACAAUUUUAAUUCUGAAACCAACAGCGAUUUACAAACAUUCCCCGAUACCGAUUCCUUAAGAUAUGAAAGUCUUCAGAAACGUACAGCUGAUGAUAGUUACACGAACUUGCAAAUGUCGACGGGCAAUCAAAACAACCAUUUGCAGCAUUUGUAUGUUGGGGAUUCUUCUACUGCCCAUAGGAAUAAAAAUGUCAGCGCUACUACGGAUAAUGAAUCGCACUAUGAAAACUCCAGUUCGCAGCCACUAUCAGUAAACAGUUCGCCACGAUAUGAAUCCCUAAAAUCACGCACUGGUCCACUUUCCGACCACUGUUACUCUACUUUGCAAACGUAAAGUAAGGAAAUAUGGUGAUUUGGGUAUCCAUUGAACGUUCCCAUAGAAAGGGCAUAUAUUAAGGAAUCGAAACACUUCAAAAGAGAGUAUAAGGGACCAAAACACACAAUCAUUUAAACGUCCAGUUUUAUGUCGUUGAUAGUUUCAAUCGUUAUAACGCAUACCAAUAUAUGCACAUGAAUUUCAAACUUGUGUAGGGGGUCAUGAAGAAUAUUUUAACACUUUUUCCGUUUAAAAUGUUUUCAAUCGAAUGCAAUUCAACUGUUACACUGUCAGGAAUAGUUUUGGGUGCCUAUAAGUUUGACAUUUUCCAAUUAAAGCUGCACUCUCACAGAUAUACCAGUUUUCAACUUUUUUAUAUUUUGUCUUGGAAAGAGCAAUUUUUUUGCGUAAAUAUAUGCAAGCCAAUGAUAUAAGAUUGCUGACAAAAAAUUAGAUCGUAGAUUUUCAUAUUUCUGUUCGAAAAUGAAUGUUUUAUGACUUAAACCGUUACUAACGGUUUAAGGAAAAUGCAUAAAACAUCAAUAUUUGAACUUAAUUAUAAAUAUCUGCGAUUUUCGCAAAAAUUGGCUCGUUCCAAGACAAAAAAUAAAACAGUUGUCAAAACGUCACUGUUGUUUUAUUUCCAAUGUUUCCUUUUAUUGAAAAAUAUCAUUAAUAAGCACAAUAAAAUUGUUGAAUGUAUAGUCUGGAACCUUUUUAAAUAAAAACAUGUAAAUUUUGUCGCAAGACAUUUCGUGUAAGGUAUCUGUUGUACAAAUACUAUUUCCUUUAUCAUGGGGCCAUUUGCCGUAAUGUUUAUUAAUGUUCGAUGCCUGGUAAUCAAAUUUAAUUUUAAUAUUGUUUAUAUGGGGUUUGCUUAAUAAAUACUAAUAUGUUAAACAAAUGAGUGAAACUGUGAUGAAUUUAUUUGUUAUGUAUUAACAUUUUAUAAUCAUUCGGCAAUAACGUUUACAAAUAUAACAAACUUAUAUUGGAUCACUAAGCCUCGACAUUUAAUUGUUUGUUACUUUGUUUUCUUUAUUCCAACAGUAAUCAAUCAGGACCAUCUUUUCAAUAUAUUAAAAUCAGCACAGAGUGUGUGUAAUACUUUUAGCUGUAUAACUUUUCCACAAUAUGUCUGUACAUAGUACACGCUUUUAAAAGAUACCAAAAUAAUAUGGGGACUAGAGGUAUCAAACAUUCAUAUUAAUGUACACUGGAUUCGAUAUAUUUAAAAAAAACCUCAUCAUCAACAUCAUAAGAACAUACCUGACAUGUACCAUCUACUUCUUAACUUGUCAUCCUUCUACCUUUCCAACCACUCGUACUCUUCUUUAUUUAUUGUUUUCCCGGUUCAGAUUUGUUCUCUGUUAUUUACUCACAUCCAUACCUCAUUACAAUUUACAACAAGAUUCAUAAUAAUUUACACUUUCCAAUAUUGUUACUACUAAACACUUCAAUACAAGUAGUUUACACAAACCAUUUUUAACAAUUUUAAAGCACCUUGGCAGAAACGAGACACUUGUAAAAGCAUUAAGCUCUCAUAUCAAUUACCAGCAUUAUGCAUUAUCCAUGUACUUAAGCUUGCGUUUUCUCUUGUACUAGUUUCAUUAUGCUUAAUGUGUGUAUUCUUUAUCUUGUAUUGUUUAUCAAUGUGUCCUUUUAUUGAAAUAUAUCAUCGCUAAGCCCAACUAAAUUGUUGAAAGGAUAGUUUCGAACAUUUGUACACAAACACCUUUAUAUGUUGUCGCAAGACAUUUCGUUUAAGGUAUCUGAUGUACAAUUUUUUUAAAUAUAAUUUCCUUUUUUAUCAUGGGGCCAUUUGCCUUAAUUUGAAAUGAUGUUCGAUGCCUUGUGAUACCAUAUAAUUUUGAAAUUAUAUAAAACGGUAUUUAAGUGACACUCUUAUUCAAAAUCAAUACCUACACAUUUACAACAAACAUCAAUUUUGACUGAUCAACCUAUAAAUACUUACUAAAUAAUGCAUUUACGGAAAAUA
This is a messenger RNA of Mya arenaria, 3238 nucleotides long. RefSeq lists its product as uncharacterized. NCBI's taxonomy places the organism in Eukaryota, Metazoa, Mollusca, Bivalvia, Myida, Myidae. The record is from RefSeq and is a predicted model, not a curated record. The transcript has 6 exons. Bases 46 to 1257 code for a protein of 403 amino acids.